Messenger RNA from Enterospora canceri, 186 nucleotides. Lineage: Eukaryota; Fungi; Microsporidia; Enterocytozoonidae. The record is from the annotation of a GenBank genome assembly.
AUGAAUGUCGUGAAGAUUAUGUCUGUUCCAAUUUUAAAUAACCAUACUAGAGCUCAUGCUAAUAAUAUUAAUUUACCAUACUAUGUUUCUUUUCUAAAUAAAUAUCUUGACGAUUUUAAAACAUUUUAUUAUUACAAAAACAACACAUUUCACUAUAUAAUUGCUCAUUUUUCAUGCCAUGAAUGA